UCUUUCUUAAUGGAAAACUAAUUAUGUAACGGUCAUCAAAAAGUGCCAUAUUAACUGUAACUAACUUGCAUUGCAUGAUCAUAUAAGACUGGGUGGAAAGGGUUUGUUAAGCAAUCAAACAUAAAACUGCCGUGCAAAUAUUGUAGAAUUGCUACAAAAUGUAUUAAUUUUGCAGGGGAGAGAGCCUGUGGCAAUAUGUACUUUGACAAUGCUCUUUCGGAACAAGAGACAUAUAAUCUGUCUGAAUUCUUGGACAAAAUAGCACCAAAUAUGUUGGCCUUCUUCAAUGUUAAAGGAUUUGAUAAUUUAAUUACUACACCAUAUGCAUUUAGGGAUAAACAACAAAGUAAUAUUGAUACUAUUAGGGAAAUACUAAGGCAAACAGCACACGAUUUAAAUACAAAGUUCAACAAAUCUUAUUACUAUGGGACCACCAGAAGUCUUCUAUUUAACUAUACUGGAAAUAGUGCAGACUGGGUGAAAGAAAAUUUAAAUGUACCUGUGGUAAUAACCUUCUACUUGACACACUAUGAUAAUAUUUUGCCAGAAGUAACAGAUAUUGGCCCAUUGCAUUUAGAACUAGCAAGGGGAAUAAAUGAAAUCCUUUCAUUCACUGCCAAUCUGUAUGGGCCACUAUUUAAUUAAUAAUAUGAAGAAAUACUUGCUACUAAUUUUUAUGAUUAUUAUUUCUGAUUGAGCAUAAGACAAUAUGAACAGUAAAUGUUUGACAUUCGCAUUUGAUCUUUAAUUUAAAUGAAGUAGUAACACAUCUUAAAUUUUAU
Messenger RNA from Leguminivora glycinivorella, 782 nucleotides. RefSeq names its product carboxypeptidase A1-like. The transcript has 3 exons. Gene Ontology annotation, molecular function: zinc ion binding; metallocarboxypeptidase activity. NCBI's taxonomy places the organism in Eukaryota, Metazoa, Arthropoda, Insecta, Lepidoptera, Tortricidae. Bases 196 to 645 code for a protein of 149 amino acids. The record is from RefSeq and is a predicted model, not a curated record. Gene Ontology annotation, biological process: proteolysis.